Betta splendens (Siamese fighting fish) is the source of this 2990-nucleotide messenger RNA. RefSeq names its product activating transcription factor 6 (gene atf6). Lineage: Eukaryota; Metazoa; Chordata; Actinopteri; Anabantiformes; Osphronemidae. Gene Ontology annotation, biological process: endoplasmic reticulum unfolded protein response; regulation of transcription by RNA polymerase II. The transcript is spliced from 16 exons. Gene Ontology annotation, molecular function: RNA polymerase II cis-regulatory region sequence-specific DNA binding; DNA-binding transcription factor activity, RNA polymerase II-specific. The coding region runs from base 151 to 2091 and encodes 646 amino acids. Gene Ontology annotation, cellular component: nucleus. The record is from RefSeq and is a predicted model, not a curated record.
UAGAUUUAGGGUAAAGGCAGACGUGUAUCUCCGCGUCAAACGGGAAGUUCUCUACCAAGCAGCUGCUAACGCGAAAACGACCAGACACACGACCACCAGCAAACUGCGGAUUGUCACAGUGCGACCAGUUACUAAUGAAUUCUAAAGAGGAUGUCAACGGACUUAAUGUUAGACUUGGAAAAUCAACAAUAUCCAGCGAUGGCUAGUGAGACAGACGUUAUCUCCAUUGACCAGGGAGGAGAGUGGGACAUAAGCCUGUUCGAUGAGCUGGACAGCCUGGGAGAUGCAGAUGAGCUGCUGGAGGCCCUGCAGCAUGCUGGCUAUGCCAGUGAAUGUCCAGAUCUGGGCUUUGAUAUCAACAUCCCUCAGUGGAAUGAAGAGGACAUAGGCUACAUGUGCACAGAUGGUGGGAUGAGUGUGGACUCUCUGUCACCUGCCCACACCCUGAGCUCCGUGCCCUCCCCUGCCUCGGUGGAGGCCCUGUCCCCUUACUCUCUACAAGAUGAAGCUUUGUCUCCACAGUCACAACCCUCUCCCAUUUCAGUCUGCUCAGACUCCAGUGGCUUUUCUGAAGUCUCUUCACCACCUAGGAAAGUUCCAAAGAGGACCAACCAGGCCACACGGGCAAAACCAACACAGCCAGUCAAGAGGCCGAUUCAGAUCACCCCGAAGUUCCCCAUCCAGCCAAAACCACUGAUUACAGCUGUGCCGUUGGCUCCUGCAGCAGCUUCCCUGCAGGCCAAGACAAUCAUCAUCCAACCCCUACAGACCACUGUGCUCCCUGUGGUGAAACCAGCUCCAGUCACCAUCCAACCAGCACUCCCUCCAGGCCGCCCCAUCGUGCUGUCUCAGCCAGGCCAGGUGCUGCAGAUGCAGACGCCGCAGGCCAUCCCCGGCAGCGUGGUCGCCAUGCCAACGCUCAGCCAGGACAGGCCUGUCCCUGUCCCUGCCGCUGCCCCGGCAGUGGUGUCCGUCACGCUUCGAAGCCCUUCCUCCGAUGAUGACACGAAGUUUUCCCAGAGGCAGCAGCGCAUGAUAAAGAACCGCGAGUCAGCGUCCCUGUCACGGAAGAAGAAGAAAGAGUAUCUGCUGUCUCUGGAAUCUCGCCUGAAGCUGGCGUUGUGUGAGAACGAGGCGCUCAAGUGUGAGAAUGGCAACCUCAAGAGACAGCUGGAGGGCCUGCUGAGUGAGAACACAGUGCUAAAGACUACUGCACCUAAGAGGAGAGCGGUGUGCCUCAUGGUGAUCAUGGUGUUCGUCAUGCUUAAUGUUGGGCCUAUGAGUCUUUUCCAGGGUGGCCCAAGCUCCAAUCCUGACAUCGGUUCCAUGCAGCACAAUGGCCGCCACCUCCUGGGUUUCUCCUCAGAGCCAGACACGAAGGCUGCGAUGGACACUGAGCCCCUUGACUUUGGCCCCUCCGAGAUGCUCGACAGCUCUGAGGACAAGGCCCUGAUGGUGGUAAAUGACCACCUCCUCCUCAGACCUCCUCCCCCCUGCCAGCCUCCCGUUAACAGGACCAGGUGCAUAGAGUUGGCCCACGAGUUGAGGGGCUGGGUCCACCGUCAUGAAGUGCAGCAGACCAAAAUCAGGCGCAUGAGUAACGGCCACCACAAACCAACCAGGACCUUUCUGAAAACAAACAAUAAGGAGACUGCCCAGAUUGUGACUGUCCAGUACACGGAAACCGCUGAGGAGAAGAACCCUGGCAGUGAGCUGCAGGUGUAUUAUGCGCCUCAUCACACCUACGGCGACUUCUUUGAUGAGCUCAACCGUCGUGGUGACACUUUCUACGUCGUGUCCUUCCGCAGGGACCAUCUCCUUCUCCCUGCUACCAACCACAACAAGGGAAGUCGACCCAAGAUGUCCUUGGUUUUGCCAGCUAUGAACAUAAAUGACAGCAUCAUCAGGGACAAGGAGUUCGAGGUGAUGAUGCAGAUUGACUGUGAAGUGACGGACACCAGGAUCCUCCACAUCAGAUCUUCCACCAUCCCACCUUUGCUGCGGGUCAACCACACGAACACGUUUUACCAGCGCGCCCCGGUCAACGACAAGGCCGUGCCACCGGUCGGCGCGCUGAUGGGAUCCGCUUAAAACCACCUGCACCUUCGUCUCAUUUUGGUCUCCUCAACCAAGCGCACGAAGACCAACGCGAUGGCUCUUUUAAAACCAGUGUACAGUGUGUUCAUAAUUUGAAAGGAGAGAAAGCCUUUUUUUUUGUAUAUUAUCACUUUUUUUGUUAUUAUGUCGCAAUGAAAUUGGUCUUUUGCAUUUAAUCCAUCCCCUGGAGGAGCAGCCAUGUCAACAUAGAGCCUAUAAAACAAUUUGAUGAAACCAUAAAAUUUAUCCUAAAGUCAUGAACUUAGUGAUAUGAUUAGUUAUAUAAUAUUCUCUCACGCAUUUACUUGUAUAGAUGUAAUUAGACUCAUUACAUGUAGCGUUGGAGGUUCGCCCUAAACUCAGGAAGUCAGGUGAUCUGUGAAACAGGGUAAAACUCUGUUCCUCUGUUUUUAUAUUUAAUGAAGAAUUUUAAUUCUUACUUUUUAGGUCUUUGCACUGUGCAUCACUUGUAUCAACAGAGUCAGAGAAUGUAUUCUCGUAUUUAUGUCUUCUACUGUAUCUACUGCUGUGGCGUGAUGUAUGUGCCUGGUUCUGCUCUCACAUACAGUGUAGACGUGUAGAUUUCUGAGCAGCCUCUGUGUGUUUUGUUCUGACGACAAAGGACGGACGUUACUUACAUCAGAUGUUGCAUGUGACCAUGCAGGAAGUGCAUUGCACUUUUAUUUUCUACUCUGGAGUCUUUAUGAACUUGCAGCCUGUUCAGGUGUGUGGCGUUGUGACAGAUGUUAUAACAGAUGUUAUAAAAAUGCUAAACUUUUGUACUUUAUUACAAACUCUGCAGAAUUUCAGUAAAGCCUUAUAUUUGUUUGUAACCAGUUUUGACUACUUAUAGUUUUGGCCUCCAAAUAAUAAAUAAGUCGUGAACAUCGUAA